Messenger RNA from Nymphaea colorata (pocket water lily), 2824 nucleotides. Its product is annotated as casein kinase 1-like protein HD16. Gene Ontology annotation, biological process: peptidyl-serine phosphorylation; signal transduction; endocytosis. The record is from RefSeq and is a predicted model, not a curated record. Gene Ontology annotation, cellular component: cytoplasm; nucleus. The coding region runs from base 325 to 2508 and encodes 727 amino acids. Lineage: Eukaryota; Viridiplantae; Streptophyta; Magnoliopsida; Nymphaeales; Nymphaeaceae. Gene Ontology annotation, molecular function: protein serine/threonine kinase activity; ATP binding. The transcript has 17 exons.
UUGAGAGGGAAUGAGGGUGAGCAAAAAUAAGGCAAAAAUAAAAUAAAAAUAAAAGAAAGGAAAUACAAAAAAAGGGAGUGAGAGAGAGAGCGGGUUGCGAGGACGCUGCCCUUUCACCCUGCUUCCUUCCUCAUCAGUGAACCGGCUGCUCAGAUCGAUCGCCGUUCCAGGAUCCGUGAAAUCUCAGGUUGUUGAUUUGCAUUAUCUUUGUAAUUUGGUGUUUCACUGCGUUGUUGUGGUGAACUAAUGGUGCCAAAUUUGGAGUUCUGAUGGAAACGAUAUGGUCAGUUCUGGAAGGGGGUUUGUGGAUUGUAUGGGUGAAGAAUGCCUGAGUUGCGGAGUGGAGUACGCAAAGGUCGUGCUCCCCCAGUAAAUAACCAACAAAGGACACGGGCAAGGUGUGCUGCAACGAAGAAGCUGCAAGAACAGGCUUGCAGGACCAGGUGUCGUAUACGAACAAGAGCUGCAGCAGCAAAAGAGGCUGCCGAGGCAGCACAAGCCCAGGUAAAAGAUAGAGCAGUUAAGCCAAGAACUCAGGUUCUGAAGAGGAACAGAGCUGCUGGUGGGAAAGUGGUACCUGUGGAUGUUAGGUUGGGCACCGAUCGUGCUGUGAACCUUGCAGACCAGCAUUUAGACCAAGCUGAUCUUGAAGCUGGUCAAGAGGAGGCGGCACCUGCUGAUCUUGGCAACAGAAUGAUGGGGGAUGAUAGUGGAGGUGUGAGUGCUGAUAAAGUUGCAGGACAAGAAGAUGAAGGUAGCACCGCUCCUUUCCCUGAAAGGGUUCAGGUGGGAGGGUCUCCUGUAUACAAAGUGGAGAGGAAGCUGGGCAAAGGUGGCUUUGGACAAGUUUUUGUUGGUCGUCGUGUCUCUGGUGGUAAUGAACGUUCAACUGGUUCUGGGGCUUUAGAGGUAGCCCUUAAGUUUGAGCACAGAAGCAGCAAAGGUUGCAACUUUGGUCCACCUUAUGAGUGGCAAGUUUACAACGCUCUGGGUGGCAGCCAUGGGGUUCCGAAGGUGCAUUAUAAAGGCAAGCAGGGUGACUACUACGUUAUGGUCAUGGAUAUGCUGGGCCCUAGCUUAUGGGAUGCAUGGAAUUCUUCAGGCCAAUCAAUGUCAUCAGAAAUGGUAGCCUGUAUUGCUGUGGAAUCCAUCUCAAUUUUGGAGAGGAUGCACUCAAGAGGAUAUGUCCAUGGUGAUGUGAAGCCUGAGAACUUCUUACUUGGUCAACCGGCCACACCAUCUGAGAAAAAGUUGUAUCUUGUUGAUCUUGGGUUAGCUACAAAAUGGAGGGAUAGCUCUACUGGUCACCAUGUUGAAUAUGAUCAGCGUCCUGAUGUUUUCCGAGGAACUGUUCGAUAUGCUAGUGUUCAUGCGCAUUUAGGAAGAACUGCUAGUAGAAGAGAUGAUUUAGAAUCACUGGCAUAUACACUCAUAUUCCUUCACCGGGGGAGGUUACCUUGGCAGGGAUAUCAGGGUGACAACAAAUCUUUCCUUGUUUGCAAGAAAAAAAUGGCAACAUCUCCAGAAAUGCUAUGUUGUUUCUGCCCACCACCUUUCAAGCAUUUUCUUGAAAUUGUUGUGAACUUGAAGUUUGAUGAAGAACCUAACUACUCCAAGCUUAUCUCUCUAUUUGAUGGACUGAUUGGGCCCAAUCCAGCUGGUAGGCCAAUCAAUACUGAUGGUGCACAGAAGAUAAUUUAUCAAGUUGGACAAAAACGAGGUAGGCUGACUGCUGAUGAAGAUGACGAUAGCCGGGCUAAAAAGAAGGUCCGGCUAGGACUUCCUGCGACUCAGUGGAUCUCAGUUUACAAUGCAAGAGCACCAAUGAAGCAGCGGUAUCAUUAUAAUGUUGCUGAUUCACGCUUGGCACAACACAUUGAUAAAGGAAAUGAGGAUGGUUUAUUUAUCAGUUGUAUAGCUUCUUGUUCAAAUUUGUGGGCACUUAUCAUGGAUGCUGGAACUAAUUUUAGUUCACAAGUAUAUGAGCUGUCUCCAUACUUUCUCCACAAGGAUUGGAUAGUGGAACAGUGGGAAAAGAAUUACUACAUCAGUGCUAUUGCUGGUGCCAGUAAUGGCAAUUCUUUGGUUGUAAUGUCUAAAGGAACAAUGUAUACACAACAAUCCUACAAAGUUAGUGACUCGUUCCCGUUUAAAUGGAUAAACAAAAAAUGGAGAGAAGGAUUUCAUGUGACUUCCAUGGCAACUGCUGGAAGUAGGUGGGGUGUGGUGAUGUCUCGCAAUGCAGGCUUUGCAGAUCAGGUUGUGGAAUUAGAUUUUCUUUACCCAAGUGAGGGCAUACACAGACGAUGGGACAAUGGUUACCGCAUUACGUCGACAGCAGCAACUUGGGAUCAGGCUGCACUCAUUCUAAGUGUCCCCAAGCGCAAACCUACAGAUGAAACUCAAGAGACGUUAAGGACUUCCGCCUUUCCAAGUACUCACGUAAAGGAAAAGUGGGCAAAAAAUCUGUAUCUCGCGUCUGUGUGUUAUGGACGUACUGUGUCUUGAGCUGCCUGCCAUCUUUCCACUGGACAUUUCUCACCGGGAGAAAGCUGUUCAAAUGCAGACUGAAAGGAGGUAACUGCAAAAGGUGGCAACAUGACAUUGGAUAAUUCUUCACAAACUUUUUUCCAGAAAGUAAUGUUGUUAAUUGUAUAGCUUUCUCAAGAUCUGGAGGAGAGAAGCUAAGUCAUCGAACAAUUGAGGCUUAAUGCAGGGAAGGCCCCUUUGUUCUUUUCCCUCCUGUAUAUUGUCGAAACUAGUUACUAAUUAUCUGUACUUCAGGUCAAAUAGUUUCAACUUUCAUGUUGCUGUAUUAAUUUCA